UCUCUCUCUCUUUCUCCACCCAAAAGAAAAUGUUGACACCUUUUGGUAAAUAUGGUGACUCUCAGGACGUCUUCCAAAGGUUCAAUGUGCGGAGGUGUUUAACGCUGGAGGCUGCAACAUUUGCUUGAGAACAUUUGAGAGCUCCGAAGCCCUUAAAAAGCAUAAACAAAUUUGCCAAAUGUAUCCUGCACAUUGUCCUGGGCUCCGUGCUCAAAUGUACCGGGUGAAUAGUAGCCAAAGCCAAGGUAUGGAAGCGGCUGCCCUAGAUUGCAAAAUGGUAGGAGGAGGCGGUGAUGGAUCUCUUGAUUUAUGUGCUAGGGUUUGCAUAAUUGAUGAGCAUGAAAAUAUCAUAUUCCACACAUACAUCAAACCACAUGUCCCAAUAACCAACUAUAGGUAUGAGAUGACUGGCAUAAGGGUGGAGCACAUGAGAGAGGCAAUGCCAUUAAAACAAGUGCAAAGGACGGUUGAGGAGAUACUUUACAAUGGGGAGGCACCAUGGAGGGCUCGUUCUAGAGGUGGGAGAGCAAGGGUUCUUGUGGGUCAUGGCCUAGAUCAUGACCUUAAAUGUUUGGAGAUAGAUUACCCGGACCAUCUUAUUAGGGACACUGCCAAGUACCCACCCUUGUUGAAGACAAGCAAGCUCAGCAAUACGCUCAAAUACCUCACACAAGCGUACCUCGGGUACGAGAUUCAAACUGGUGUAAACGAUCCCUACGAAGAUGCUGCGGCCACAAUGAGGCUCUAUAAGAGGAUGAGAUCACAGGACCACCCAUUGGAGGACCCUCUCCCACCAAAUGCAACCCUAAACUCUAACAACUUGCCUCCAUGGAGACUCCAGGAAUUUGAGAAGAUGACACCGGAUGCUAUGUUGGAGAUUUCUAGGUCGGAUUACUAUUGUUGGUGCUUGGACUCAAAACAAGGAUAACAAUGUUAAUGACUUCUUACAAGUAUUAGGCUCUGGUUUAGCAUUUAGGCUUUGCCUCUUCUUUGAAGGGAGGUUAGGAGUGUUUCUAUGGUCAAAGUUAAGAGUUCUAGACUCUCUCU
This is a messenger RNA of Amborella trichopoda, 1047 nucleotides long. RefSeq lists its product as uncharacterized. The record is from RefSeq and is a predicted model, not a curated record. NCBI's taxonomy places the organism in Eukaryota, Viridiplantae, Streptophyta, Magnoliopsida, Amborellales, Amborellaceae. Gene Ontology annotation, biological process: rRNA processing. Gene Ontology annotation, molecular function: nucleic acid binding; 3'-5' exonuclease activity. Gene Ontology annotation, cellular component: nucleus.